Menidia menidia (Atlantic silverside) is the source of this 3291-nucleotide messenger RNA. NCBI's taxonomy places the organism in Eukaryota, Metazoa, Chordata, Actinopteri, Atheriniformes, Atherinopsidae. The record is from the annotation of a GenBank genome assembly.
UAAAAGGUGCAUCUGCUCUGAAAUGUGUGAAUAACAUUCCUUUGAAAUUACAGGCGUGGAAAUCCUCCCUCCGAGGACCGGUCUCACGUUACAAAAUAAUAGACAGCAUGAAAGCAGGAAAACCUGUAGCCGAGUUGGAUUGAGAGGAGAGAGCUCGCCGUCACACCUGGGGACAUUUGUCGACAUGAGAGGACGUUAUGCAGGAAAGAAUACCACCAGAAAAGGGGAAAAAAUCCGAGCGGGAGCUGGCUCGUGUCCUGAUGCAGAUGUCCCUGGUGUGACUGUCUGCAAAGCGGGGGACGGGAAACUCGGUUCAGAGUGUUCCAUCUAUGGAAGUGACAAGGUUUACCUGGGGGUACGUGUCAGAAUGCCAGUCAGAGAUCUACUGAGAAAUAUCCGUCUGUCCAAAGGCCAGGACCCCGAAGACCAAAGGAGAGGCCCCGGCGGACCUACAGGAAGCGUUAAACGAGCCAGAGCUCGUUCCAGAAACCACACCAAGUGUUUCAACAAGAUAAUGGACCCCAUGAAAAGCCUGGAGGAGCUGGCCAUCAUCGUGGAGGUUCUCGAGGAGGAUCUCAGAACUGGAAACACCUGCCGCUCCCUGCCCGGAAAUCUGUCCGCCUCCAGCUCUCCGGUGAACCCAGAGAUGUCUCCAUCUGGAUACAGGGACGAGGACGACGCCAUGCUUCCUAGUCCGGAAUCCUACACCACGUUCUCCCCCGGCAUGGCCGAUUUCUGCCAGGGCGUGCCCCCCCCCGACUGCAUGUUCUCCAGACACCAGCCCUCCGGCGCCGAAAACAUGCUAAUCGGCGGAGAAAGCGGAGAGGACGGGUCGGAUCUUCGGAGCUGCCGCCAGGAUGUGAGCGGCUCCGCGUUUUUCUGGAUGCAGCUGGGCAAAGAGGAGAACCGGCUGAGGGGCGUCUCCGAUGCAGAGCUGCUGAUGACAGACGAACACGGAAGAACAGCUCUUCAUAACGUGGUGUGCGUUGGGAAGAGGGCGCUUGGCUACGCCAUUGCAAAAAGGAUGGCGGCGAUCAACAGCCUGGACGUCAAAGACUGUGACGGAAUGACUGCUUUGCUCUACGCGGCAAAAUACAACCAGCACCUCAUGAUGGCGGAUUUGAUCCAUCUAGAGGCCGACGUCAAUGAGAGAAACAGUUUGGGAAAGUCCUGCCUCCAUCUCAGUGCUGAGAAAGGCUACAUCCGAGUCUUGGAGGUCCUGAAACAAACAAUGAUGGAUGGGGUCUACAUUGAUGUUGAGGCCGCUGAUUAUUGUGGAAUGAGUGCCCUGCAGUGUGCUUCCGUGGCCCUCAAGAAAAGCAUCUGCGAGGUGAGGAGCAGCAGAUCUUCCACUUCGGUGAGGCUCCACAUGCUGCAGCAAGAGCAAAUGAUGGAGACGUUCGAGUGUCUGCUGCAGAUGGACAGCUACCUCCACACCGCUGUUGGACAGUCUACGAGAGGAGGUUUGACGAAUGCAGCUCAGAGAGGGCUGAGCUCCCACGCCACUUGCCCUCCAGGGCAUUUUUGAAACCCCGACAGUAAUGUUCUGAGUUAUUUCAGCCUUGAGCUCAUAUUCGGGAGACUGCAAUCCAGCGGUUCUUCUCUACAAAGGAUAUGAGUUCAGGCCUGUUACGAAAAGCAUCCAGUGUUCUGUGUGGUAAAAAAAAAAGCCUGGCUUUAACUCAGGUUUUUUUUUUAACCGUUCUGUACAGAAAAAAUAAGAUGCGCAUUAGUUGGUUUCUGUGAAACUUGCAUUGUUUGCUACAGUAAAGUAGCAAGUUGUCCUCAAGUAAGUGUGUCCCUCAAGAUUAAGAUUUCAAAUUCUGUGGCAAUAUUUGAAAUGCAGCUGUGUAACUCAAAUUUUGCAGGACCUGGUAAUGUUUGACAUACCUGUGAAAGUUAUGAUGCAUUUGAUUUUACAUAAAAAAUUAUUAGACAUUUGUAAAGCAUUUAAUCUGGGAUUCCAAUAACUACAUUAAUAAGGUUGAAGUUUUGAUUUACUGCCAGGAUUUUUUAUUUUUGUAACUGAGGGGCUUUUACAUUAGAGGACAAUUAUUAAUUAUAGUGUGAUGAUGGGGAGUGAAUGCAGUUACAUUUAAGGCUCCCCAUAACUUUAGAUGGAAAUGUGAUGAUCUAAGCUCAUUGGCUGUCAGAAGAGCUACCUAAUAAUGACUAACUUCAAGACAUUUUACCAUUUGUUUAAAAUGUAUUUUUCUGACGUUUUUUGAGCUGAUAUCACAUCUUCAGAUGUGUAUUAAAUUCUUCUACAAAAAGGUUUUUCUGACUUAAAACAAAAUGUGAUUUUUGUUGUCUGAAAUAAAUGUAAUUGAUGGGUUAAAUCCAUUUGAAACUUAACUGGAAUUACAAGGUAGUACACUGUCAAUACCUGUUUUAUGAUUCCAGUUAGUGGUGGUGGGCAGUCAUGGUUAAUAUGUGUUGGUGAUAUAUGGAUGUGUUGGUAGUUUAACCAGUUAAAUUUAAUGGCAUGUGUUGUACACAAGCUGUUUCAUGAGUGUGAAUGGUCACGUGCAAUGUUUUUUUUUGUAAGAUGCAAACCAUGUCUAACUGCAAAUAUUUGUCUGUUUUUUAACGAGGUGAAAUCAGCAUUAAUACAGAUAUUAUUGUUUUUUAAAAUACUUUUGAUAUGAACGGUAAUAUGGACAACACAUCUUUUUUAAACAAAAUUUUCCUACUUUUUAAUGCUGGGUUUUUUCAUUGGGUAGAGAAAUGAAUAAUAAAAGUUUAUUAAUGAUAAGUUUAUCAACACAUUUAAAAGAAAAGGGAACUAUUACAGCUUUGAUUCUGUUUUAUGUGAACUUAAUGCGUUUUAUCCACCAUAUAAUUUUAAGAGUGGUAUUAUGUGUCAUAUUGGUUUAGUGUUUUGUUUUAGCAACAAGUACAACUUUAUAUACUUAGAUUACUUAAGAUGAGAAUAUAAUAAUACUCCUUUCGUGCUGCAGUUUUACAUCAAGUUUUUGUCGUGCAGGGAGGAUGCAGGGAUUGAUGAUGUGUAUAUGUUACCGAAAAGAAAUCCGAUUAUAUCAAACAUAUCAGUGAAAAAUGAAGUGCUUGUUCCAACAUCUUUAAUAAUUAACUAAAUACAGUUUUAUACGGAAACAUGUACACAUAUACACUCUUUCAGAAUCAAUUUCCAGCACCUCUCUGCAAUUUAACAAAAUAUAAUUCGGGGGCAUGCAAACCCUGAACUGGUGUUCGUUUUUACUGUUUGCUUAUAUUGUAUGCGCAUAUUAAAAAUCAAUAAAGUUUUGGGUUUGGUUUUCAUUAUCUUCA